This is a messenger RNA of Durusdinium trenchii, 207 nucleotides long. Lineage: Eukaryota; Dinophyceae; Suessiales; Symbiodiniaceae. The record is from the annotation of a GenBank genome assembly.
AUGGCAUCCCUUGCUGGUGUGGUGGAUGAGUGGGACUCUUCUGCUGAUUUACGUGAGAGGAUGCGGGAGAAACGUCGUCUGUUCUUGCCUGAAGAGGGGAAGGAAACCCUAUCGGCCACUGUUGCUUGCUGCAGCAUGAACUUUGAAGUGCUGAAGCCCCUAGCUCAACGUUUGCAGAAUCCACCUGGGACGGUUGGGAUGUUCACG